Anopheles maculipalpis is the source of this 1605-nucleotide messenger RNA. RefSeq names its product synaptic vesicle glycoprotein 2B. Gene Ontology annotation, molecular function: transmembrane transporter activity. Gene Ontology annotation, biological process: transmembrane transport. The transcript is spliced from 8 exons. NCBI's taxonomy places the organism in Eukaryota, Metazoa, Arthropoda, Insecta, Diptera, Culicidae. Bases 1 to 1575 code for a protein of 524 amino acids. The record is from RefSeq and is a predicted model, not a curated record.
AUGAGCAAAACGGGAGAAAGUGCUAACGUUGAAAAAGACAAAUCUGCCGAAAUCGUGCUAGAUCCGACACAAAUUGUAACAAAUGGAGCACACCAUUCGUCGCAUACCUACAGUGAGGCACUCGCCGUUGUAGGUCAAGGAUGGUUUCACACGCUGCUGAUGUUCGUUACCGGCCUUUGCCUGAUGAGCGUGAUCAACGAAACAGUCAACGUAGGCUUCAUCAUCUCCGCCGCCGAAUGUGACCUGGACCUCACCUUCAGCGACAAAGGCGUGCUGAAUGGGGCCGGAUUUUUGGGCGUCGUGUCCAGCUCCUACAUCUGGGGCUUUCUGUCCGACACCUGGGGACGUCGCCGGGUACUGCUGUUGGCGUCGACCGGUGCACUCAUCACCUCGGUCCUGUCCACCUUCUCGCCGCACGUAUGGGUACUGAUAGGAGCACGGUUUCUCGUCGGUGUAUUUGUGUCGGGCAAUGCGGCAACCUCGUACGCGUACCUAGCCGAAUUCCACGGUGAAGCAUCCCGGUCGAAGGUGAUCUCCUGGGCAGCCAUGUUUAUGGCGAUCGGGCUAAUUUUCCUACCGUCACUCGCCUGGCUAGUCAUACCGCUCGACGAACGGUUCGAGCUGCGGCUGUUCGGCAUGCGGUACGCGAUGUGGCGCAUCUACAUGCUGCUCUGCUCGCUCGAUCUGAUACUCAUCAUCGCCGGUCUGCUGUAUCUGCCCGAGAGUGGAAAGUUUCUGCUCACCAACGGCCACCGGGAGAAAGUGGUGCAAAUUUUGGCCAAAAUCUAUCACAUCAAUCAGGGCAAACCGGAGCACACAUUCCCCGUCAAGUCGAUCACCUUGGACGCGAUCGAUGCUGCGUACGCGGAUGAGUUGCAGCGCCGGUCCAACCAGGGCCUCCGGUACCUGUGGCACCAGACCGUGCCACUGUUUCGGAUCCCGCUGCUCUGGCACACGAUCAAGGCGUCCGUGCUGAUGUUCGGGCUGUUCGCCUCCUCGUCCGGUCUGUUCCUGUGGGUACCGGACAUCCUCAACACGUACCUUCAGCACGAGGAUAUGCAGCUGUGCGACGUGAUAGCGCUGAUGCACGCGAACAAAACGGCUGCCCGGAUGGAACCGACGGCCAGCACCUGCCCGAUCGCGAUCAACGCGAAUAUCUUCCUCAUUACCACCGCGAUGGGUGUGAUCUUUCUGGCGUGCUACAUACUGAACGGGCUGAUCAUCAACCGGGUCGGCAAGACGACACUGCUCAAUGGAUGGUUUGUGGUGUGCGGUAUCUGCGGGCUCGCCGUACUGUGGACUUCCGAUUUCUAUCUGACGCUGAUACUGAUCGCUGCCUUCGUCUCGUCUGGCUGCCUCGGUGGCGUCCUAAGUGCAAUAUCGGUCGACCUAUUUCCGACUAAUUACCGGGCAAUGGCGAUGUGCCUGAUUCUUAUGACCGGCCGGUUUGGGGCAAUGGCCGGCAGCAACAUUAUCGCCUAUCUGCUCGCGUACAACUGCAAUCUGAUCUUCAUUCUGUUCGGCGGUUCACUGCUAGUUUGUGCUCUAAUUGGAGCAACCUUAACGGAAACGUGACAGCAAACUAUUCCAAAAAUGUUGAAUUGC